Rana temporaria (common frog) is the source of this 3495-nucleotide messenger RNA. It is a transcript of the gene ZNF507, whose product is annotated as zinc finger protein 507. Gene Ontology annotation, cellular component: nucleus. The coding region runs from base 85 to 2673 and encodes 862 amino acids. Gene Ontology annotation, biological process: regulation of gene expression. Lineage: Eukaryota; Metazoa; Chordata; Amphibia; Anura; Ranidae. The record is from RefSeq and is a predicted model, not a curated record. The transcript has 6 exons.
GCCCACCUGAUCUGUCAAGUCGGGUCACGUGACCGAGCCCUGCACGCCGCCAUUUUGGAACGCCUGAGAGGAGAGAGAAGUGUGAUGGACGAUAAGGAAAGUGGGAUUCCGAUGUCAAGCGUGGAUGUUGGUUCAGACGACCGCGUGACUCCAGAUGCAAGGAUCCAUACCAAGCCAGAGAUGAAACAGAAGUGUAACGACCCUUUGAUUAGCGUGAUCCAGAAGCUGACCGCCAUGGUAAAGGGCGAGGAGACCGCUAGGGCCCUUGAAGGGAAAAAGCGUUCCUACCCAGUAGAAGAGGAAGAAGUGCAGUCAGUGUCCAAAAUGGCGGACCUACCUGAAGUCGGCUCCAAGAGGGUCAAGGAGGAGACUACAACCAACACGACUGAGAGCCCUUCACAGAGCAGCAGGAAAGUCAUGUUCUACCAGUGCAGCCUUUGCAAGUUUGUGUCUCCUUCUUUUGAAACGCUUGCAGCCCAUGUGAAAAGUCACGGACAGCAGAAUGAAAUAAUCUUAAUGUGCUCAGAGUGCCACAUGACUUUUAAAUCCCACAGCGAGCUGGAAGCUCACAUUAAAACGCACUGUGAAAUGGAGGUCGCCGCACCUUCGCAGGGUAAAGACCAGCCACAAGAAGAUAAGCCGCUCAGUCCAAAAGCCCUCGAGCCAGCAAGAAAAAAAUGGUACGCCUACGAAGCUUACGGCCUUUACCGCUGCCUGAUCUGUCGCUAUACCUGCGGCCAACAGCGAAUGUUGAAAACGCACGCUUGGAAGCACGCUGGGGAGGUGGACUGCUCCUACCCCAUAUUUGAGGAAGAGAACGAGUCUGCCAGCUUACCGGAUUCCACCGUUGCGCACACGCCUCAAGGAAGCGAGUCGGUGCUGUCUGAAAACGCUGACCUCCAACAGCAUGAGCAGAGCUCCGGCGCUCAGGAACAAAGCGUGGUGCCGAAAGACGUUCCAAUAAAGGAGGUGGAAACGCUAAGCCAAUCGGCCGCUCCCUUGACGGAAGUAAUCGUAGUUGAUGAUGCCACACCAGAGUCCGAUCAGGAUAGCUUUCUGAGAGAGAGCCUGCUCUCGUCCGCUCAGAAAAUAAUCAGCUGUAGCCAAAACACAAAGGGCCACGUGAAUGUGAUUGUAGAACGCCUGCCAAGUGCCGAGGAAAACGGUUCACCCAAACCUUUUCUGUUGAAUGCAGACGAUGAAAUCGAAAAGAAACUCGAUUCCCACCUCGGUGCGUCUGUCGAGCUUGAAAACGUUGUAGAAAGCGAAGAAAUUAUUAUCGGGUGGAGUAACCCUGUUAAGAACGGCUCGGAUUUUGGCGUUACCGAUGAGAAUUCACCUCCGGUACGGAGGAGGACCAACUCGGAGUGUUUGAGGCUUCAUUCAUUGGCUGCUGAGGCACUGGUGACCAUGCCUAUCCAAAUAGUGGAAUGUCCCAAAUCCAGCCUACGGCUUAUCCACGAUCCUGAUCCCAUUGAUCCAGACACCGGGCAGAGAGACGCUGACCAGACCCACGGCACUUGUCCAAAGGUGGAAUCCUCCAAGGUCCCCGAGGAGCUAAACCAGAAAAGCGAACUGACUCAGAUCCCAAUGAAAGCGGGGAUUAGCACGUCUUUGCUGAAAGUGAUUGAGAAACUAAGGGAAAGGACUGAUCAGAAUGCCACAGAUGACGACAUUCUGAAAGAGUUGCAGGACAAUGCCCAGAGCGAGAAUGCCAGCGACCUUGGCUCCGGCAAUGGCCUUGUGGAGUACUUACCUCGCGCUGAACGCCCUUUCCGAUGCCGCCUGUGCCAUUACACCAGUGACAAUAAAGGUUACAUUAAGCAGCACUUGCGUGUUCAUCGGCAGAGACAGCCCUACCAGUGCCCGAUUUGCGACCACAUAGCGGAAAACAGCGGCGACCUGGAGAACCACAUGAUCAAUCAUUGCAAGGCGAUCAAAUACGAGUGCAAGAAUUGUAAUGAAUCCUUUUAUUACAAGAGCCAGUUGAGGACUCAUGAGAGGGAGCACCGGAAACUUCUAGACUCGGGAUCUUCUGCCAGUGACGACGCACAGCUCUGCACAGAGGAGACAGAAGAGAGCUUUUCCCUGGAAGGUGGUAACAAAUCCAGCAUGACAAAAGUAUAUCGGUGUGAUGUGUGCAGCUACACUAGUCCUACAUACGUUGGUGUUCGCAAUCACAUAAGAAUUCAUACUUCUGAUAAGCCUUAUAGGUGUUCGCUGUGUGGCUAUGUUUGCAGUCACCCUCCAUCCCUAAAAUCACACAUGUGGAAGCAUGCCAGUGAUCAGAAUUACAACUAUGAGCAAGUAAACAAAGCCAUCAACGAGGCAAUGUCACAGAGCACUCGGCUCCAGCAAGACCCUUUGAAAAAGCAGACACCGGAAGAUUUCUCCACAGCAGUGGACAGCGACCCUCCCAUUUCUGCGAGUCGUCCAGCGGCAGAAGCAAGUUACGUUGAGAACCAAAGCGCCAGCCUGUCACAAGGCGGCUCGUGCAGCGCCGAAAAACUACAAGGCCAGAUGAGGCCCGACACCGAGCUGUGCGUUCUGCUAUUUUGCUGUUGCAUUUGCGGGUUCGAGUCCACCAGUAAGGAACUUCUGAUGGAACACAUGAAGGCACACGAGGGAGAGAUCAUCAACAUCAUAUUGAAUAAGUCCGAAUCCACAUCCUGAAUCUGGAGCUCUGCAACGCCGAAAAACCUUGAGAUCCAGAUGUCUUGUGGAGUCUGUUAACUUAUUAUUUUUCUUUAAGUAAAGGGCACGCACUCUAGAAAAAAAGGUACCAUUUGUCACAAGGAAUAGAUUAUAUAAGCACUUCAUUUUUUUGGCCAAACCAGCUUUUAUUACUUAUUAGAGUAUAUCCAGACAACAAGUAAAAGUCACUGCCAAUUGAUGUUUAGGAGUCACGACUUUGACUUCUCAGUCUGGCUCGGAUGUCGUCGUCCUUCUGGUUUAAAAUUACAGCCUCUUGUCACAUGAUGCUGUGCAACGUCUCCAGCUCCGAUGUGCGUAGGUAAUGCUUAGGGCGAGGCUUGAGCUGGAACCAGCGAGCGCACUGGUCUGUAUUUUCACAGGCUUGGCAUCCACAAAGCACUUACAGAUUCUGUAGUUCACAUGCAGAUUAGGUUGGUGGUAAAAGAUGAAACUUUGAGUCCUUUUUGCUCAGACGGCGUCUUCAGAGUCCAUUUACAUGGAACAAAUGAUCGCAUUUGGUUGGAACAUUUAUUUUAAAAUUCUCUGUUGGCCCUAAAAGGUGUUUUUUUUUUUUUUUUUUUUUUUGGAUGAGUUGGAGAGAGCGCUAUUUUUGUUUCCGUUAUUUAAGGACGAGAUGUUUGCAGGCAAAACUUGUUUGAGGGAAUGAAAUAAUUUUAUUUUUUUGCUAUUUUGCCGAGUAGUUUUGUAGUAGCUGAGCUUGGUGUGUAACUUUAUUUUUUUUUUAUACAUUUAGAAGGUUAUUGAUAAAUAAUACAAGUGAGAUAUCGUAAUGGAAAAACA